Molecule: messenger RNA, 690 nt
Organism: Batrachochytrium dendrobatidis JAM81
Lineage: Eukaryota; Fungi; Chytridiomycota; Chytridiomycetes; Rhizophydiales
Exons: 2
Coding region: 1-690 (229 amino acids)
Source: RefSeq, a predicted model, not a curated record
AUGACAACAGACAACCCAUUUAGCUAUCCCAGUGUAAUAUUUACUCCCAUCUUAAAGGGCCUCACAGAUACAGCCAUUGUUUUUCAAUAUGUAGUGUUGGGUGACGACGCUGAAAAAUCCCGCAAGCAUCAUAUUGAGACCUCAGUCUCUCCUUCAUUACUAUGGACAUCCCGACUUUUUUUUGGUGGUAUAGCAGCAGGAUUUGUUUCAGGAGCAGGAUUGCAAGGACAUAUUCGAUCUCGUCAGUUUCUGGCUGAAAACGCUCAUCGCUUGCCUCGCACUGUUGGCGGUUGGUACUUUUAUCAUCGACAUAAACAAUUGGCAAUCAUUAGUGGAGCCGGAGUGGGCGGUGUGUACUAUGCUGCAAGGUUUGGACUGUUGUCUGCAAUGUUUGGUGUUGCUGAACAUGCAAUCGGAGAGUGGGUGACUGGAAAGGACAUAUUUGUGAAUGCAUUGGGUGCUGGGCUGUUUACUGCCGCUGCAUUCAGUCGAAUAGCUGGAUUGUCGUGGCAAGCAUCCCAACGGGCAUUUAAAUAUGGUGGUGCCUGUGGACUGCUGAUUGGAUUACUAGAAGAUGCCUAUUCGCUCUUGAACGGACACUCGAUCAAGAAUCCCAAUUUGCCUGAAUUGGGUUGGAGAGCUUACCUGGAUGGAAGUAGAUGGUUUGGAAAAUCUGAAUCAAAUGAAUAA